Molecule: messenger RNA, 462 nt
Organism: Aspergillus piperis CBS 112811
Lineage: Eukaryota; Fungi; Ascomycota; Eurotiomycetes; Eurotiales; Aspergillaceae
Exons: 1
Source: RefSeq, a predicted model, not a curated record
GAAGACAAAUACGGGCGAGUCAAGCAAUGGUCAAGGGAGCCAGCAUCCUUCUGCUUUUGCUUGCGGAAAUUCUCUUGCAUAUGUUCCAGUUAUUUGCCCGGCAGCUCUUUUUUCUCUUCUCAUCUAAACUCGUUCCCCCUUCUAACGCAUGCUUUUUGCGACCCGAGUCAUCUUCUCCUUCCUAUUUGUAUUGUAUUUAAUCUUUUCACACUAGCAGAUGAGCCCCUUGGUUGGGGAUCAGGAAGACCUGAAUCAGCCAUAACUUUUCCUUUUCUUCUACAUUUUCAUUUUCACACUGUCGGCGUAUGCCGACACUCUUCCCUUGUAGUAGGGACGUUGGAUCAAGGAAGUCAUAUUUUCUCGUGGUAUCGAUUAGAGCAAAAGCAAUGAAGGUAGCUAGGUAGCUAAGUAGGUAGAACCAGGCGCAAUCUGAAUCAAUUUCUGUGGAGUUAAUACAGUGCA